AAGGUCACCCAGCAGAAAGGUCUUCUCCAGAGGAAGGGACUGUGAGGUUCUGGUGAGAAGGAGGAGGGCCCUCCGCCUGCCCAAGGAAGAGGGGAAACCAGGCAGCAUUCAGCAACUGUUAGGCUCUGAGGAGAAGAUUUCAUUUCUGAUCUCAUCUCUCAAGGUCCACCCCCAGACAAACCCUUCCAGCUUCAAGCCUCUCAGCAUGAUUUUCUCCUCUUGGCUUUGAAGCCAGGACCAAGCUCCCACCCACAAUCCUGCUCUCGCUGCCUUUUUGUUUUCUGACGGUACUUUCCCGCACCGCUGUUGCCCUGCCCAGAGGCCUGGAAUGGUGGCAGUUCUUCUUGGAAGCCUAAGAAGGUUGGAAGUCCUUUUCCUUCAAACAUUUCAAAGCAAGCUUCACAUCCAAGAGGGUUCCCAAACGUGGGCCUCUUGAAGAGAGGGGCACGACCAGACCAGUGGGGCAAAUUCUGCAUCUCCGGGACUAUUGUGUGGUGCAAAGCAACAGAACUGGAACCUCAUCUCUGGGGACAUUGCCCUGGAUUUUAUCAUCUUCAGCCAGGGUUCUUCUCUCUUCUGCCUCAUAGCCAAGCAGUGUGGAUUAUCAAGAUUUGUGUGACCCCACAGUCUCCUGUGGACCCUGCAGGGCCAAUGCUAGGGGAGCAAUGUCCGGCGGUACAGCAAGGAAGGUCCAGCCGUUCACGAUUAGCACCAAGCUUUCCCUGCCAAAGUGCUCCCUAGACUUCCCAGGAGAUGGCUGUCCCAGCAUGCCUAUAGCUGCUCUGGAUAACCGGGACUUGCAUCGAAACCUCAAUGAAAGUGUGUCUCUGUAUCUGGCUCAUGCUUCCACUAUGCCCACGGAGGGUAGGUUUGACAGCCCUAGCCCCGUUGAGGAGGUGGACACCAAUGAAGACCGUAUCAACCGCAACUCACUGUCCCGCUCCAUCAAGAAGAUCACCCUGUCCAACUGGCACAGGGAACCUGACCCAGGUGAGGGAGGAAUGCUUCGGGGGCCUUCCCACAACAGCUCUGAGAGGAACUGCAACAACAACAACUGCAGAACCGGAAAGGCACAAUUCAAGGUCCUCCUCAAAAAAGAAGUGGGAAUAGAGGAAGAAAAGAAAGAAGCAAGGAAGCCUCAGGCCGGUGGUCAUUCGUCUAUGGACAGGAUUGGUCCUCUUCACAUGAUUGCAGGCUGUGGUGCUGCAAUUCCCUGGAAGGAGGGUGUCAAGAAUACUCAAGCAGGUGGGGUCGUGGGGCUGAAACCUGGCAUCCAGAGCGGCAGAGGGCUGGCAGACCUUUCCAAGCGGAGCCCACUCAAAGCUCAGUUCAACUGUGAUGUGGUGCAGGCUGAGAAAUGGGUGCGAGGGAAACUCCGAGACCUGAAGGACGGUUGCGGUAUUCAGGAAUGGGAGCAGGUGGCUCAGACCUUACAAAGAGACAUGAAGGACUUUGAGAACACCAUGAUCAAACUGAACCAGGUGGGUGAGCAACUUCUGGUCCAGCCAAACCCUGACGCAGAGAUAGCCAGGCGGCUGCAGACCCUGCGAGAGCAAUGGCAAGUGCUGAAGCAGAUGGCAGCAAAUCAGAGCAAAGCUGUGGGUGGACUCAGGAGCCUCCAAGAGUUCAACCAGAAAGCAGAGCAACUAGAAGCUUGGAUCAGGCAGAAGGAAGAGAAGCCAUUGCUAUCCACCCUGCUGCAAGAAAACACAGACAAGAUUCAGCUUACCCGCCGCAUCCUUGACUUAAAACAGGAAGAGCAGCGGUUCCAGGCUCUGCAUGAGGAAAUGAACAGCCUGGCUCACAAGCUUGAGAAACAGGGGAAGAGUGAGAGCAGAAGCAUCAUGGCUCGGCGCAAGCACCUCAAUAAAAUGUGGCUGCAGCUCCAGGGGACACUGAAGGAACAUCAUGAGACCCUGCAGCUGGCUCUGGAGGCAGCUGCCUUCCUCCAGCAAGCAGAUGUGCUCCUUGGCACCAUCCAUGCAAAGUGGAGGAGUCUCAGUGCAGUGGGGAAACAGAGGGAACAUGAGCCCAGCCCAGACCUGGAUGUCAGGGAUAUUGCCAGCCAGGUCAUGAUGCUGGAUGUGACCAUGUCUCAGCUCACAAGCCUCCAUCCCAGCCUGGUGGCACGAGUUUCUCUCAAGCACCAAGAUGUCAAGGAUUGCUGGGCCCAGCUCCAGCAGCUGUUGAGGAGUGAGAAGCCCCCACCGCUGGCUUUGACAAGUAGAUUGAUGGAUUCCCCAAGUCCUGAGCAGGCAAUGACCACCACUACGAACAAUGCAGGGAGCAAGACUGGAGAAAACCCAACAUGGGGGGUACGAACACACAUCCUGGAAAGCAUGGCAGAGCGUGUGAGAGGCCAGGAGGGCAACUCAAGUUCCCCAGGAAGGGAGGCCAUCACCAGCGACGCCAGGAGGAGGAGGAAGCUUCUCAGGCAAGCAAAUGCUUUGAAGGACCCACUCCAGCCUCAGAACUUCUGCCAGGUUACUGAUGGGGAACUACAGCAGUUGUUGCGUACCGACCACAGGUGGAGUCCACAAAUGGAAGAUGCCCUGGAGGAGCUGGAGGAGCUAUGGGCAGAAUUGAAAAGAAGGCACCAAGAGAAUGGGGCAGCCCUCCGGGAGAUUGACACAGCUCUGCGGCUGGUCGGGGAGCUAGAAGAGGCUGAGUGUUGGCUAGGAACGGUGGUAGGCUUGCUCUCCGAGCCAAGAGCAACAAAGAGCCUUGACGACCUCCGCGGGGACCUGCAGAAGAUUGGCACCCUGGAGAACCAGACUGGGGCAUGGAAGGUUAAGCUUCGAGCAUUGCAGGAGGAAAUGCGGAUGGAGUCCUCCUCAGAACACGCAGCCGGUGCAAUGGUUCAGAGGAAGAUGGAACGAGUGAAGGAAAAGCUGGUCAGUGUGCAGGAGGCCCUCCGGCACCAAGCAUCAGACAUGCGCGAUUCCCUGAUUUUAAUGGAGUUCUUGCAGAAUGUGCAGCUGGAAGAGAUGCUGAAUCAGAAGAACCCAACGCAGGCAGUACCUAACCGGCUCAGUUCCCAAGAGUCUUUGCACCUCCUCCUAACCCCAAGUGCGCAACAACAGCUGAGCAGCGAGGACAUGAGCAGGCCGCUGGAGGAGCUGCAAGAAGCAGUAGAGAUGCUGAACGAUGUGGUGAAGGAACGGGAGCGGGCCAUGGAGGCAGUGACCAAGACAAAGCACCUGGAGGGCUUCGUGCAGGCACUGAGCGAUGGCGAGGAAACUAGGCUGGCCUGGGUCACGUCACAGAUGAAGGCUCUGAGGGACAGGGCAGAGACCCUGGCACAGGACCUCCUCCAGGCAGAGAAAAGCUUUGCAGCAGUGAAGAGCGAGAGAGGUCUGCUGGAGCUGCAGGGCCUGCUGAAACGGCAGAAUGAGAUGGAGAGCGAUAUGUCUAAGCUGGAAGGGGAUAUGGAGGAGCUGGAGAGAGCAAAGGAUUCUUGA
Messenger RNA from Elgaria multicarinata webbii, 3461 nucleotides. Its product is annotated as spectrin beta chain, non-erythrocytic 5-like. The record is from RefSeq and is a predicted model, not a curated record. Gene Ontology annotation, cellular component: actomyosin contractile ring; cell junction; actin filament bundle. The transcript is spliced from 20 exons. The coding region runs from base 666 to 3461 and encodes 931 amino acids. Gene Ontology annotation, molecular function: actin lateral binding. NCBI's taxonomy places the organism in Eukaryota, Metazoa, Chordata, Lepidosauria, Squamata, Anguidae. Gene Ontology annotation, biological process: actin cytoskeleton organization; actin filament bundle assembly.